AUGGAGCGCUUAGAGCGACUGAUGUCCAGACCGUUGGCAAAGCCAUACAGGAGCAGCGAAAUCCAAGACAAUGGUCCUCCUUUCUUGAACAGGGACGGGCAUCUUGACUUCUCACCCCACGACAUCGAGAAUCCAAAGAACUGGUCCCGCCCACGAAAAUGGUACAUCUCCAGCGUGUGCUUCCUCGCCGUGAUCAACGCCACAUUCGCCUCCAGUGCGCCGACGGGAUGCCUUCAAAGCCUCAGCGAAGGCCUGCACGUCUCUGAAGAAGCUGGCGGUCUGGUCGUCACACUCUUCCUCCUUGGAUACGUCGCUGGUCCGUUGCUCUGGGCACCGCUUUCCGAGCUUUACGGUCGACGGUGGAUCUGUUACACAACAUUCAUAUGCUACUUCGCGUUCAACUUCUUAUGCGCUUUCACACCGAACUUCGCGGGGCUUCUGGUGGGACGAUUCCUCACAGGGACUUUCGUCUCUGCUGCGAUUUCCAACUCACCGGGCGUGCUGGUCGAUAUCUGGGGACCUGCUGACCUUCCGGAUGUAAUUACAUUGUACGCUGUGAUGAACUUCGUUGGACCUGCGCUCGGGCCCGUCACUGGUGGCUUCUUACAGAUCACUGAGAAUUGGAGAUGGGCCUUCUAUGAACUGAUCUGGCUGUCCUUCGUAACUAUGCUGCUCUUAUUCACAAUCCCCGAGACCUUGCCCUCGAUUGUACUCCUCAACAAAGCGAAACGCUUGCGACGCGCAAACUCCCGCGGCUACGAAGAUAUGAAAGCUCCCGUCGAGACUACAGACCGCACUGUCGUGGGCAUUUUCAAAGUCGCCCUCAUACGUCCUUGGAUCAUCUUAUUUGAUCCAAUCUCGCUUCUUUGCGCAAUAUAUGUGAGCAUCGUCUACUGUCUACUCUACAUGCUCUUCGCAAUCUACCCGUAUGUCUUUCAAAGGAAACGCGGCUGGAAUGCUGGGACUGGUGAGCUCCCUUUGAUUGGAGUCGUCAUCGGCGCCUGUUUGGGUGGAAUAUUCGUCGUUUGGGCAACGCACAACGCACAGAAGAAGAAGUCGGCAACAGUCUUUCAGCGCCGUCCUGAAGAACGCUUGCCCAUAGCCAUGGUUGGGAGUAUCCUCUUUCCGAUUGCAAUGUUCUGGUUCGCAUGGGCCGGCGAAUACAACAGCAUCCACUGGAUCGUCUGCACCAUCGCAGGCGUCUUCCUCUCGGCUUCGAUCAUGCUCAUCUUCGUCGGCUACCUCGGAUACCUCAGCAACACUUACCUCAUGUACACCGCCUCAGCCUUGGCCGCCAACACUGUUGCACGGUCAGCGGCCGCAGCUUCAGCUCCCCUCUUCACGACGUACAUGCUUGAUGCAAUGGGAGUUGGAGGAGCUGGGAGCUUGAUCGGGGGUGUGGCGUGUCUGUUGGCUCCGACACCUUUCAUCUUCUACAAGUAUGGACAGCCUAUCAUGGAGCGGAGCCGAUUUGCCCCGACAGCUCCGAAAUCAUCUCAAGAGCCGGGAAAGAAAGACGAGGAGGCAGGCAGUCACCAGGAUACUGGCAACGAUGUGGAGAAAUCUGAGACUGAAUCGGCCACCGACCAUUGA
This is a messenger RNA of Zasmidium cellare ATCC 36951, 1593 nucleotides long. RefSeq lists its product as uncharacterized. The record is from RefSeq and is a predicted model, not a curated record. The transcript has 5 exons. Gene Ontology annotation, molecular function: transmembrane transporter activity. Gene Ontology annotation, biological process: transmembrane transport. Bases 1 to 1593 code for a protein of 530 amino acids. Lineage: Eukaryota; Fungi; Ascomycota; Dothideomycetes; Mycosphaerellales; Mycosphaerellaceae.